GCGAGCUGCGUUCGACUUGAAAAAAUAGACUUGUGAUAACUUUUUUUUUUUUUUUUGCAUUGAUUGAAGUCCCAAGAAAGAAGAACAAGAGGAGGAGGCGGAGUCAUCACUUCUUUUCACCCCCGUUUUUUUUUUUUUUUUUUUGUUAAAAAGAGGAGAGCGCGCGGCCGCUCGCUCGGACGCGCCGGCAAACAUGAUGAUGAUGUCUCUGAGCAGCAAGCAGCCCUUCUCCGCCAUGGCGCACGCCAGCCUGCACGCCGAGGCCAAGUACUCCUCGCUGCACUCGGGCGCCGCCAACAACUCCACGUCGUCGUCGUCGUCGUCGGCCACCUCCAACGCGGUGUCGUCGUCCUCUUCGGCGUCCUCGGCUUCGUCCUCGUCGGCGUCCUCGUGCGCCUCCUCCCGCCACAGCAGCAUCAUCAGCACCAGCUCCGAAGCGAUGCGGCGCGCGUGUCUCCCCACGCCGCCGAGCAAUAUAUUCGGCGGCUUGGACGAGAGUCUGCUGGCCCGGGCUGAGGCGCUCGCCGCGGUGGACAUCGUCUCGCAGAGCAAGAGCCACCUCCACCACCACCACCCGCCGCCGCACCACAGCCCCUUCAAGCCGGACGCCACCUACCACACCAUGAACACGCUGCCGUGCACCUCGUCGUCGUCGUCGUCCGCCUCGUCGGUGCCCAUCUCGCACCCGUCCGCGCUCGGGGGAGGAGGCGGCGGCGGCGGAGGCGGCGGAGGGGGCCACGGCCACGGCCACCACCACCACCACCAUCAUCACCACCACCACCACCAGCCGCACCAGGCUCUGGAGGGCGACCUCCUGGAGCACAUCACUCCGGGCCUGGCGCUGGGGGCCAUGGCGGGGCCCGACGGCUCGGUGGUGUCCACGCCCGGCCACCCGGCGCACAUGGCCGGCAUGAACCACAUGCACCAGGCGGCGCUGAGCAUGGCGCACGCGCACGGGCUGCCGCCGCACAUGGGCAUGAGCGACGUGGACGCGGACCCGCGCGACCUGGAGGCCUUCGCCGAGCGCUUCAAGCAGCGGCGCAUCAAGCUCGGCGUGACGCAGGCCGACGUGGGCUCGGCGCUGGCCUCCCUCAAGAUCCCCGGCGUGGGCUCGCUGAGCCAGAGCACCAUCUGCAGGUUCGAGUCCCUGACGCUGUCGCACAACAACAUGAUCGCGCUCAAGCCCAUCCUGCAGGCGUGGCUGGAGGAGGCCGAGAAGUCGCACCGGGAGAAGCUCAACAAGCCCGAGCUCUUCAACGGCGCCGAGAAGAAGCGCAAGCGCACGUCCAUCGCGGCGCCGGAGAAGCGCUCGCUGGAGGCCUACUUCGCCAUCCAGCCCAGGCCCUCGUCGGAAAAGAUCGCGGCCAUCGCCGAGAAGCUGGACCUGAAGAAGAACGUGGUGCGCGUGUGGUUUUGCAACCAGCGGCAGAAACAGAAACGCAUGAAGUACUCGGCCUGCGUUUGAAUCCCCGCGCGACGACAAACUCGGGCGCUUUGUAUCAUAAUUUCCUAUUUCAAAAAAAAAAAAAAAAACCCACGAACAAAUACAACAAAAAGCUCCCACUCCUUUUUCAUUUCUUUGUGCAUAAGAAGGACCAAAAAAAAAAAGAAAAAAAAAAAGACGGCGCGUGGAGGGAGAAGGAGCGCGUGGACACUAAUUCCACCCCCCCCUCACCGUAACUGACGUGACCACAACGGAACGUGGAAAAACAACAACAACUGAGAGCACUUGCUUUAUUUAGGAGUCAUUCAUUUGCAGGGUCCGCGACAUAUGAUGUGAUAAUAUUAAUAAUUACGAUGACUGCCAAAUAAUUCCUCUGUAAAUGCAUUAUUUACACCCUCGUUUUCGUGUCUAAACGUGCAAUUUAUUCGUUUUUUAAAAUUUAUUUAUGUCUUUAUUUUGGGUGGUGGUGGGGGGAGAGAGAAAAUUGGUGUGUGUGGGGGGCGGGAAAUUCAUCAAGGAUCAGCAGGUUUGAGGAAAUAAUUUGAAGUGUUUACAACGCAGCGUGGGCCUGCUCCUUAUGAACUAUUUAUGGAGUGAGGUCAUGUUUACUUCAUGAUAUAUUUAUUAGACCCCCCCCCAUCAUCACCAUCGCCCCUUCUUCUACAUGUUGUUUUUGAGCAAAUCGUACAAAUUUAGAUGCCCUCCUCACACACACAUUUAAGGUGGUACAAUCGAUAUAAAUAUAUAGAGAGAUAUUAUUUCACCCCCCCUCCCUAUUUAUUUAUUUGUAUAAAUAUACGCGUUGUUUUGCUUGUACGAAUCACUUCGUUUGAUUACUUUCAACUGAUCGCUUUGUAGAAUUGGGAAAGCGAAAUGUAAAUAAUGUCGUCAUCAAUUGCACAUUUUAUUCUAUUCGUACAGUCCACCCCCCUUCCCCGUGUAUUUGCUGUUUCAGCUGAGGUAUUUUCUGUACAUGUUUAUUUAUUCAAAACAAAACAAAACAAAAAAAAAAGAACUGGUUAAAUUAUUACCUUCCCCACUUAUUAUUUAUUCAUGUUUUCUUUUAUUUAAUAAUUGCGAUGUGUUUCAUUAAAGAACAAACUUUGCCGUUUGGAAGUUCAAAAAAACACACCCAGACAUGCUAAUGUUAUUUUUGAUUAUUUAUGAAUUCAUCUGUUUAUUUAUUGAUAAGGUAGGAGGGGGAAACGCUUUACAGCAACACAGCAGUGUGUGCAUGCACAACUCUUAAUAUAAAAUAAAUACAUACAUGAUUGGGCCGCCUCUUAAAUGCUGCCAUUUUUGUUAUUAAAAUGCAGCUCCCAUUGUAUAUUCAUAUAUCUGUAUUUUUUUUUUUUUUGCAUUUUUUUGGGGGGGAUGAAGUGUCAGAUUGUAUUGACUAGUUGGAGCGUCACGUGACUGACGGCUGCCCCACAGCUUCUGCUUACCUGAGAGCAAAUGCUAAUAAUCUAUUAGAGGCUUAAUCAGGGGCUCUACGGAGGCCUGGAAGGCUCCCUGGAGCGCUCGUGGGGGGAGUUCGGGGAGGGGGGCUUGCCAGAUGUCAACCCGCCAGAAAAACAGCUCGCCUGCCAACGAGACCGAACCCCCCACCACCACUCCCCACUCCAAGCACCUUUCUCUGUUUAAAUGCAGCCUUUGAAGGGAUUUCUGAAGGAGUUUCAACAGCGACUAAACAUGUCCUGCAGAAGCCGCCCAGCCGCUUUUCAUGGAUGGGGGGUGGGGGGCACACCGGACGAAAUAUUACGUGCAGACCGUUUUGAAGGGAUCCUAUUUGCAGCAUUUUGGCCACUUUCAGGACACAACAAUAGGUACAUCUGUAGUAGUCAAAAGGUGAUUUCAAUUUAGAUGCUUUUUCUUAGUUAUUUUUCCAUAUACCUAUUUAUAAAGCACAUUUUCGAGUUACAACAUUAGGUACACUUGAACAUCCUAAUUUCCUUGGGAAAACUAUGGAUAUUUUUUUUAUUUGUCCAGAAAUGCCCUCCCCCCAACAAACUGAAGCUCAUUUUUGCUAUUUCCUCUCCCCUACAUGCACAAAAUCCAAUUUUGACAUUUAAAAUCGUUUAAAGGUGCUGUUGAAAUGCUUUGACGUGGGACAUUUGCAGUCGUGCCGUGAUAUACCAUUGAGUUCCAUAUUUUUAUUUGACACAAUUUACAUAUCUGUACAGUAUAAUAUAUGACACACAUGCUCUUAUUGCAUGUACCAUCAGACACAUCAGCGUGAAAUUUUUACACUGCAGAAUAUUUAAGACUUCUGAAAUGCAUUUAUGGAGCCAUUCAGGGGUAUAUUCUUCCCUGAUAUGACACAUCAUCAUUUAAAAUUUUUUAAUGGAAAAAAAAAACUAAAAAAAAAAUGAAUGCAACAAAGAACAGUUGCCUCGACUGCGGAUUAUCAUGACCAGGACAACCGAGAAUGUACACGGAUGCUGAGGAAAAAAAGAAAAAAUUGCAAUCACGUUGGCGCUGCUUAUUGAAUUUGUGACAGUAUACUAAAAUGAUUUUGGUAAAUAUGCUUAAAAUAUAUAAUAAAAACUCACCGGACAUAACAUUAGGUAGAUUUGCUACUGGUUUGCCUUUUCAAGAUCAUAUACGAGAUUUCUCAAAGUGCUUUUCGGGGGGAAUGUGGAGAGAUGUGGUGGUGCUAUAUUCUUCAACCACAUAAAUACUACAAACGAAUCCUCACAAUUUAACCUCAUCCAAAAGUCUGCCCCUUCAAAAGCAAAAUGAUGGUCCCGGUCCAAAGAACGUGUUUUCAAAUUUUGAGCAUAUUUUAAAAAUAGCAAACACAACCAGGAAUACAUCUGCUGUGGUAUAGCAGUACCACAACCUCACACACCGGGAGCCUGCUUUGUAAUAUUUUUCAUCUUUUCAGGUCACCAAAGUGUCGCUCAGUAUAUGACGCAGUGCAACUAAAUCACUAAAUCUAAAAAUCAAUCGCAUUACUACUUUUGCAAAGUAGCCAGUGCGCGACAAAUACCUAAAACUCAAACGUUCACACAUCAUAAACCGAAAGAAAAUCCUUUCGACACGUCAGUGAUGUCAUCAACUUGCUCAAGCAGACAAUUAAAAGCUGCUCCCUGAACGAGACGUUCACUGGAUACGCUAAUAAGCCUGCAAUUAUUAAAUUACACACGGAAUUACCAAAAGAAGAUCAUUAUGAAGCGCCACUUAAGGAGUCAUUAGCGGGCGGCGGUUAAUUACUGCUGGUCAGGGAGGGCCGCUCGCUAUGUGUGAGGGUCUCAUCGGGACGUGGAAUUAACAACCGAGACGAGCCGCGACGCUCGCUGCGAGGAGGAGCUCCGAUCGAUGACACGCACCACACACUUGGCCCGUCUCAUUAACGAAGAGAAUCAAACCACCGCGUUCGUGUGCUGAAAGAAAAUCUUAACCUUGUAACAUAUUCAAACCAUCACAACAAAUGCAUCGGUGUUUUUAAAGCAAACGGCUACAGUCGCUACAGGUACACUUUCCUAAAAGGAAGACAAAAUAUUGCCGGUGUUCUUUCUCGAAACGAUGGCGCACUGACUUUGCACUUGGAUACAAAGGAGAAAAACAAACCAUGUUGCACUUUGCCCCCGAAGAAGAAACGUUGACGGGGCACUUUCUCGAAAAGAAGACUGAUCGACUUUGCGAAACAGAUGUCGUAUUGAUAUUGCACGUUUCCAAAAAAGAAGAGAAGCUGGUCACGUGACGCUUUCCCAGUCAAAACAAGACGAACCAUUUGGUGUUGGCCUUUCCUAAAAUACGAAGAAAAGCUACUUCCCUAAAAAGAAAACAAACUGUCUCUUUGCCCUAAAGAGACUUACUAUGUUGCACUCUCCUUAAAAUACAACAUACUACUCGUGCAACUAUGAAGUCAAAAAAAGAAGACAAACUCGUGGUGCACUUUCCUAAAAAGAAAAGAAACUGGCGAUGUUUCAUUGCCUUGAAAAGAAGACGGCUUGUUGACUAUUGCCUUUUCACUUUCCUCUCUCUCUUAAAUACAACAUGCAACUCGUGCAACUAUGAAGUAAAAAAAAAAAGAAAACAAACUCGUGGUGCACUUUCCUAAAAAGAAAAGAAACUAGCGAUGUUGCAUUGCCUUGAAAAGAAGACGGCACAUUGACGAUUGCCGUUUCACUUUCCUCUCUCUCUUUAAAAUAAAUACAUACACACAUACGAGAUGUGCAUCCAUCCAUUUUAUUUGCCGCGUAUCCUCACAAGGGUCACGGGGAGUGCUGGAGCCUAUCCCAGCUAUCAGCGGGCAGGAGGCAGGGUACACCCACAACUGGUUGCCAGCCAAUCGCAGGGCACAUAGAGACAAACAACAGUCGCACAAAUAAUGUCACCUUGGGGCAAUUUAGAGUGUCCAAUUCAUGUUGCAUGGUUUUGGAACAUGGGAGGAAACUGGAGUGCCCGGAGAAAACCCACACAGGCACAGGGAGAACAUGCAAACUCCACACGGGCAGGUCUGGGAUUGAACCCGGGACUUCAGAACUGCGAGGCCAAUGCUUUACAAACUGAUCCACCGUGCCGCCCAUACGAGACAUUAAAAAAGAUACUUUGUGCAAAGAUGCAAUUCGGUUUUAGACUGCACACUAUGAUAAACAGAGGCUACUAUAUUCCAUCGCCACAUUUUUCUCCCUCGAUCUACUAGAAUCCAUCGCUCCCAAAAGUUGUGCUUUCCUUCUUUACGCAUUUAUCCAAAAUGCCACAAAUGCAUUCACGUUAUCGUUAUUAAGAAAAUAAUAAUAGGGCACACAAACACACACUAUGUAAUUAUAUAAAUAAUCAAAUGACACAAAACACACAUAUAGAACACGUCACUUUUUUUUUUUACAGCUCGGUCCAGAAGUAUUUGGACAGUGAUUUUUUUUUUUUUUUAAUGAUUUCUGCAUUUUACGUCACUGGCGUGAAUUUGUAAACAACCAAAUCAAGAUGCCAUGAUGGUGUGUUGACUUCCUGCUUCCAUUCAAAACCUUACACACACUAAUAUGACAUUUAUAAUCGCCAUUUUGGGUACUACCAUUUUAGGCUUGAUGUUUACUUGAAAAACAAAUAAAACACACUCGUGUGAAGUGUUGAGCCUUGAGCUACCAAUAUGAUUUUCAUUCGAGUGAAAACGGCCGCCAUUGUUUCUUUAUUGGCUAAAAUCAAGCUAGAUCGGGCAAAAACAUGAUAAACAAACACUGCCCUAAUACUUUUGGAUAUAUAGCUGUGUUUUCAUUUAAUUCGGCCAAACACACUCACGUUAAAAAGAUAUGUGAAAAAAAAUAUCGAUUUUUCUGCCACACGUGAUGGAGAAACGAUUUCACUUCCGCGCAUGCGCACGCCGGGCACGAGUCGGCAACGUCCUACGUGAUACAAAAAUAAACAACAAGGGGCAGCGGCGAUGCUUCCUUUUGUCAUAAUUACACCUUGUUUUAUUUUUCAUUUCUUUUUUUUAUUUUUUUUGGAGGGGGGGUACUCUUUUUGACACAAUAUAACCCCCUCCCCUCACACACACGCACAUUGCAGGGCUAGUGAUGAAUUUUUAAUGAAGCCAGGGACUGUCGGAGCUCCGCCUGGGGAUCCGCGAGUGGAAUAUUUUAACUGUACAUUUA
Messenger RNA from Syngnathoides biaculeatus (alligator pipefish), 7041 nucleotides. RefSeq names its product POU class 4 homeobox 2 (gene pou4f2). Gene Ontology annotation, biological process: regulation of transcription by RNA polymerase II. The transcript has 2 exons. Lineage: Eukaryota; Metazoa; Chordata; Actinopteri; Syngnathiformes; Syngnathidae. Gene Ontology annotation, molecular function: DNA-binding transcription factor activity, RNA polymerase II-specific; RNA polymerase II cis-regulatory region sequence-specific DNA binding. The record is from RefSeq and is a predicted model, not a curated record. The coding region runs from base 194 to 1465 and encodes 423 amino acids.